This is a messenger RNA of Aspergillus japonicus CBS 114.51, 1228 nucleotides long. Its product is annotated as sterol desaturase family protein. The transcript is spliced from 3 exons. The record is from RefSeq and is a predicted model, not a curated record. Bases 11 to 895 code for a protein of 294 amino acids. Gene Ontology annotation, molecular function: iron ion binding; C-4 methylsterol oxidase activity. Gene Ontology annotation, biological process: ergosterol biosynthetic process. Lineage: Eukaryota; Fungi; Ascomycota; Eurotiomycetes; Eurotiales; Aspergillaceae.
GACACGCAUCAUGGACUACACCUUCAACACCACCCUCGCCGCGCCGGCGACGGGCUCCUACCACGAGCUCUACGAGAUUGCCAGCCUGAACCCCAAACUCUCCUUCCUCGAGAAGCUCUGGUGGACGCACUACGCCUACUGGGACAACGACAUCAUCGCAACAGGAAUCAUCACCUUCCUCGCGCACGAGAUCCUCUACUUCAGCCGGUGCAUCCCGUGGAUUAUCGCCGACGCAUUCCCCAGCCUGUUCCACCGCUUCAAGAUCCAAGACACGAAGGCGCCGCCCUCGGCGCGCGAGCAAUGGAACUGCGUGAAAUACAUCCUGGCGAUCCACUUCAUCGUCGAGCUCCCGCUGAUCGUGCUCUUCCACCCGAUGAUGGAAUUCUUCGGGCUGCAAUACACCCUCCCGUUCCCGGACCUGAAAACGCUCGCCAUCCAAACCACCAUCUUCUUUUUUGUGGAGGACACCUACCACUACUGGCUGCACCGCGCCUUCCACUGGGGCCCCCUGUACCGCGCCGUGCACCGCGUGCACCACCAGUACGCCACGCCCUUCGGCCUGACGGCCGAAUACGCCAGCCCCUGGGAGACGAUGCUCCUGGGCUUCGGCACCAUCGGCCCCCCGCUCGUGCUGGGCUGGUGCACCGGCCAAGUGCACCUGAUGACCGUGCUGGUCUGGGUGGCGCUGCGCCAGUUCCAGGCCAUCGACGCCCACUCCGGCUACGAUUUCCCCUGGAGCCUCCGCCGCGUGUUCCCGCUGUGGGGCGGCUCCGAUUGGCACGAUGAUCAUCAUCGGUAUUUUCGCGGGAAUUAUUCCAGCUCGUUUAAGCAUUGGGAUGUGUUGAUGGGGACUGUUGCGGGCCCGAGGGGGAAGAAGAUGAAGAAGAGUGAGUAGAUGGCGGUUUGCUUGGGUUCUUUGGGGCUACCUUGGGGUUGGGGUCUGUCCUUGUGUAUGAUAUUGUUAAUAGGUAAUGUUUUUAAUAUGAGGAUAUGAUAUGAUUGAGCUCUUACGUUUCGACUGAGGUUUGUCGGCGUGGUCUGGUGAUGAGGUCUGUUAACUUGGUCUGGUAGUCGAUUGGGGAUAUUGAUUUGGUGGAAGCACAGUAGAAAGGGGAUCAUGUGAGUGCUGAGAAGUUUGAUGAGUGUGCACAAAAGAAUCGUCGUUCUUGGAAAGGUACAUGUCUAUGUAGUAGGCUGGUGUUGUUCCCAAUAGCAGAGUAGUGCUUGU